GUCCCACGGGGCCGGAGCGUGUCUGGAUGCGAUUGUUCUUGGAUUCACUUUGAAAUGAAAUGAAAUGUAAAUGUGCAGAGAGGCUGAGGAUAUAAACCGUGGAGGAGAGAGUGGACCCUCACACACACACACACACACACACACUCAGGACCUGUGAGCUGAGAUCCACGGACAUGCAGCCUGCACACAAACUCCCUCUGAGCCACAGGACGCCGUUUUCCGUGCGGGACAUCCUGGACCCGACCAAGUUUACCGGGAGGAGAAGCUGCGCGGAGGAUGCAGAGGCAACAGGAGCUUUUCCUCCGAGACUUGAACCCAGAAAGGAGCUUCAUCCUCAUGCAGGCGGGAGCAGCGACUCUGAGGAGGACGAGGUGGAGGAGGGAGGGGCUUCAUGUUCAGUGAAGUCAAAAGCAAAACGCCGUCGUGUCCGCACCGCCUUCACGCUGCAGCAGCUGCAGGUCCUCGAACGCAGCUUCCACAGGUGUCACUACCUGUCGGUGCUGGAGCGGCACGCCAUCGCCUCGGCGCUGCGCCUCUCAGAGACUCAGGUGAAGAUCUGGUUCCAGAACAGACGCACAAAGUGGAAGAAGGAGCGGCUGCAGGGGGCGGAGCCUGAGGAGGAGCAGAGCUUCUUCUCUCCUCCUCCUCGUCUGUGCUCCUCGCUCACCUUCAGUCCUCUCUUCUGCCAGCAGCGCGCUCCGCUCCACGUGUUCACGCCUCUGCCCAUGCUGCCGUAUCAGCGUUUUUACGCAUGAUGCAGAAUGACUGUAAACAUAACGGACCAACGUGUGACACUGUGACCAUCAGAGAAGAUGCUUCAGAGACAAACAGGACUGAGAUCUAAAACAGAAAAUAUUUUCUUAUGUAAUAAUUUAUUUUGAUAAACGUUUUUUAAUGAAGAUGUUCAUGUUUUUUCUUUAAUAUAUAUUGACCUUAUGUCCACUUUACCCGAGGCAACUGAACGUCUCUUUAAACUUCAGAGACAGAAAACAGCUCAGAAACAUUUUAAUAAUAAGCUGCUGAAAGCAUGAACAAACUGAAUCUGUGAGAGAACAUCACUAAUGCAAUGAAUAAAGUUUGAU
This is a messenger RNA of Labrus mixtus (cuckoo wrasse), 1082 nucleotides long. It is a transcript of the gene pnx, whose product is annotated as posterior neuron-specific homeobox. Gene Ontology annotation, molecular function: DNA binding; DNA-binding transcription factor activity, RNA polymerase II-specific. The record is from RefSeq and is a predicted model, not a curated record. Gene Ontology annotation, biological process: regulation of DNA-templated transcription. Lineage: Eukaryota; Metazoa; Chordata; Actinopteri; Labriformes; Labridae. The transcript is spliced from 2 exons. Bases 174 to 755 code for a protein of 193 amino acids.